CGCCCCUGUGCCAUCCCAGCUCCCCCGUGUUUAGCUAAGUAAUAACAAUAGCAGUAAUACUCGCUAAUUAAAUUAAUUACGAAUGCUUGUCAGUGGUGGAUUAAUGGCCAAUAGCAGCCGCUAGGUAUGAGUUACAGCCCAGAGGCUGAUGAUAACUGUGUUCCAGGAGUGGGGACACAUCAAGUGGACAAGAGGAGGUAAUUGCUGAGUACAAGAGGCGCAGCUGGGCAAGUAUUGCUAAGUAUAAAUAGUCUGACUUCAAUAGCGCAUCAGUAUUAGAUCUACAUCUCCGAGCAAGCCGAAUUCUGGAAGAUCAGGUUUGCAUUUCAACUCCAAGGCGACAUACCACAGAGAAAUAUUGUACGUUUAAUGUAUUGGAGAGAAUAACACACAGGGAGAGGAGGAGAAGAAGAAAAAACAAGACAGGGUCAUAUUCCUCAGAGCAGCAAUGGAAGAACUUACAGCUUUUGUUUCGAAGUCUUUUGAUCAAAAAGUGAAAGAGAGGAAGGAUGUGAUCACAUACAGAGAAGUUCUUGAGAGCGGGCCUGUGCGAGCUCGGGAGCCGGGUCUGAGUGAAGGAAGUCGGGAUGAAGUAAUCGGUGCACAGCGCGGGGCGUCUCGUUCUCCAAGUAGCGAGCCAGAGAUCGGGCCGGAUAGACCGCGGGACAGCGGCACUCCGAAACUAACCGAUCCGGGAAGUGGCGACAUUAAAGAGAAAAAGGAAGACACCAAACCAGUGGAAGAGGAAGCUCAGACCAAAAUUAAGCAACGGCGAAGUCGGACUAACUUCACACUGGAACAGCUAAACGAGCUGGAGAGGUUGUUCGAUGAGACUCAUUAUCCGGAUGCAUUUAUGAGGGAAGAGCUGAGCCAGAGACUGGGACUCUCAGAGGCCAGGGUACAAGUAUGGUUUCAGAAUAGGAGAGCAAAAUGUCGAAAGCAAGAAAAUCAACUUCAUAAAGGUGUACUUAUUGGAACCGCUAGUCAGUUUGAAGCGUGUCGAGUCGCACCGUACGUUAACGUGGGGGCCUUGAGGAUGCCAUUUCAACAGGAGAACCACUGCAACAUGACCCCGCUGUCCUUCCAGGUCCAGGCUCAGCUGCAGCUGGAUAGCGUGGCUCACGCGCACCACCACCUGCACCCACACCUGGCGGCGCACGCGCCCUACAUGAUGUUCCCCCCGCCGCCCUUCGGCCUGCCCCUGGCCACAUUGGCAGAGUCGGCCACUGUGGUGGCGGCCGCGGCCGCAGCCAAGACCACCAGCAAAAACUCCAGCAUCGCAGACUUGAGACUCAAAGCCAAAAAACACGCCGCCGCGCUGGGCCUGUGAUCUCAACAAAAAAAAACACACACAGCAACUUUUCCCAAGGGUUAAAGACACGACACAAAAAACAAAACAAAAAACAAAACUCGCCUCCAAAGGAGGAAGGACCCGCAGCUGGGAAAUAAAGUUCAGUGUUGAGCUUUCUGCGAAAUCAUUUUAGCACAAAAAUUUACUUGAUACCCACGGAUGGGGGCUGGCCUCCUCCUGUAGAAUGUAAAUCCCGACGCUUGCUUUUGCUUCCCAUAAAAUAUUGGAACAUUGCACAGAGGUGGAAAAUUUGGAUUUCUUACCUGUCUGAGUGAACUAUUUAUGAGAGUCAAGAGUGAACCAUCAAAAUGAAGUGCAAAGGAUUACACUUGCAUGUAUAUUUAUACUAUUUUCAACGAUGCUCAUGUCCUUUCAAUCAGAAUUGCACUUGGUUUAUGUUAGGCGGGACACAUAAUUGCUGAUGCAAGUGUGGAGACGAAAUAAUCUCAAAGAUUUUCAUUUUUGGAAUUUUCCAAUGUACUAUUUUCUUGUCGUUACAAUAACUGGAGCGAUGGACAAUAAGAACUAUUCGACCUAGAUGUCAAUUUGUUUAGAUCAAAAAUUAUAAAUUAUGUAUCCAAAAUGUUGCCGUAAACUCUUGUAGUUUAAGCCCUACGAUUAAGGUACGGUCCUUUGUGUAAAACAGUUGUCAAUACACGAACAAAGUUUUAUUUUGGUUAAAUUGUGUAUGACUGAUAGACUGUCAGUAUUUAAUUUUUAUUUCAUAUGUGGUUUUAUUCUUAAAUAUUUCUCUUGUGCUAUUAUGAGAAUUUAUUUCACAUAGAUGUUUAUGGAAUAUGUUUAUAUGAGGCGUUGGUUUCAUUGAAACCUUGAUUCACUCAAAGGACAGCAGAAGCUGAAGAGCUCAUUGCAAAGGAGUGUUACUCAGAGUAAUCAUGUCCUUUCCCGUCGUCAGGCUAGAGAUCGGAGGUAAAAAUGUAUUGCAGUUCAUAGAUGCUGCGCCAUUCUUGGUUUAUUUAUAAUAAAGUUAACUGACUAUUUGUACGUGUUCAACGAUGACUCUAAACAUGAAACAAAAUCUCUAUUGUACAGUUCUACGGUUUAAUGUCAAUGCAAUUAAUCAGAAUGAAUUAGAUUAACGAAAAUCAGCCGAUAUCGAUCAGAUUUUGCUAUUAUUGCAACGAGUGCCAAGUCAGAAUGAAAUGAUUUUAUAUAUUUAAUUAAAAUAUGUUGAAGUCGUCA
This is a messenger RNA of Amblyraja radiata (thorny skate), 2554 nucleotides long. It is a transcript of the gene shox2, whose product is annotated as shox homeobox 2. NCBI's taxonomy places the organism in Eukaryota, Metazoa, Chordata, Chondrichthyes, Rajiformes, Rajidae. The record is from RefSeq and is a predicted model, not a curated record. The coding region runs from base 449 to 1330 and encodes 293 amino acids. Gene Ontology annotation, biological process: regulation of transcription by RNA polymerase II. Gene Ontology annotation, cellular component: nucleus. The transcript has 5 exons. Gene Ontology annotation, molecular function: sequence-specific double-stranded DNA binding; DNA-binding transcription factor activity, RNA polymerase II-specific.